This is a messenger RNA of Ostrea edulis (European flat oyster), 1745 nucleotides long. RefSeq names its product T-box transcription factor T-like. The transcript is spliced from 7 exons. Gene Ontology annotation, biological process: mesoderm formation; positive regulation of DNA-templated transcription; cell fate specification. The record is from RefSeq and is a predicted model, not a curated record. Gene Ontology annotation, molecular function: RNA polymerase II cis-regulatory region sequence-specific DNA binding; DNA-binding transcription factor activity, RNA polymerase II-specific. The coding region runs from base 111 to 1463 and encodes 450 amino acids. Lineage: Eukaryota; Metazoa; Mollusca; Bivalvia; Ostreida; Ostreidae. Gene Ontology annotation, cellular component: nucleus.
GUAAACAUAUGUAAGUCAUUCACACGAUCACUUGGCAAAUUUAAGUGAAACGUUUCCUUACACAUUGAAAGUUUAAAUCGAAUACGAUAAAGUUGACAAAUAUUUCAUCGAUGUUAGAUUCUACGACCAAGUGCGAUUUUCAACCGUUUUCUGUAAAAACUGAAAUAGGUACGACGGGAUCAAAACAAGAUAGACGUGAAAUGAAGUCCACCCAGUUGAAUGUUAGCCAUCUUUUGAAUGCAGUGGAUAGCGAGAUGACGGUGGGGAGUGAAAAGGGCGACCCGACAGAGCGCCAACUCAAAGUCAAUUUGGAGGAUAAGGAAUUAUGGGGAAAAUUCAAAGAGUUUACCAAUGAAAUGAUCGUUACCAAAAAUGGGAGGAGGAUGUUUCCGGUUUUCAAGGUCAGCAUAAGUGGCCUUGACCCUAACGCCAUGUACACGCUGUUGCUGGACUUCGUCCAGGUAGACACUCACCGCUGGAAAUACGUCAAUGGUGACUGGGUGGCAGGGGGCAAGGCUGAACCAGCCGCACCCAACUGUGUCUACAUCCACCCCGACUCUCCAAACUUCGGGGCACACUGGAUGAAGGAGACCGUGUCCUUCAGCAAGGUCAAACUGACCAACAAACUCAAUGGCGGGGGCCAGAUAAUGCUCAAUUCUUUACACAAAUAUGAGCCACGCCUGCACCUGGUAAAAGUAGGAGCCAAUUCCCAAAAAAAGCGCAUCAGUAGUUUCAGCUUCCCGGAGACUCAGUUUAUAGCCGUCACAGCCUAUCAGAACGAGGAGAUUACCGCCCUAAAAAUCAAGCACAACCCAUUCGCUAAAGCCUUCCUGGACGCAAAGGAAAGACCGGACGGCCGAGACUUGGCCGAUGAUGGGUUUGAUAGUCAGCAGAGAUCACUUUCCCACUUAGCCGGUACUUGGUACAUUCCCCCCGGGAGUCAUGCCCUAGUCCCCCCGCCAGCUCAUCAGUUUCCUAAUGCACUCAAUCUGUCGUCUCCUCACUGCGACAGACUGAGUCUGAGAAACGCCCGGGCCACGCCCUACUCUCACCCCUACCAAAGAAGAUCUCCCCCUCACGGUGGUUUUCCUCGUGAUGUCACUUCAAACAUCCCCAUGCUGAACAUUCCAGACAACUGGAUGACGCCCACGAAUCCCAGCGUCCUCCAAUCGAACACACCCACUCCUCAAUCCCAGUAUAGCAUGUGGAUGGGAAACCCUAUGGGAAAUAUCCCAACAAAUCAGAACUGUGCAAUGCCAUAUCUGCGUUCUCCCAAUCCCUAUUCGUUUAACUCAUCGAACACGUCAAUCUCAUGUGUGCCCAACGUGACAGUUUCUAACCCAGCGGUCUCGUCUUCGUUCGAUUCCUCAAAAUUCGAAUCAUGUGACAUUUCAUCCUUCCCACCAAACCGGGAUGUACUUCGAACGUCAGCGUGGAGUCCACUGACCCCUCCCCCGAUAUGAGAGCUGAUCUUGCCACUUAGUUUACUCUGUGAUACCCUUUGUACGUAUAAGUGUGCUACUACAAUCAAAAGUUCAUUGUUUUACUCAUCUUCACUUCAUCGAGAAAGACACAUCGAAUACUUGGAUGCAAGGAAUGGGGGAAUGGCGGUUGAGUCGAAGGUCAAACGCGACCUUAAACAGCGUAAUCUGGAGGUGUGAAAGAGAACAUUCAGCAUUGUUCUUUCUGGUAAUAAAUUUGUUUUACUUGUUUAUACUCUUGAAAAUAAAUUAUUUUUGUCAAUA